AUGACCAUCAAGGUGAUGACAGUCGAAAAGAAACUAGCCUAUGACAAGAAGCUAUGCAGCCUCUUGGAUGAGUACAGACAGUUGAUCAAGAAAGGAGACAAAGUGGGUUCUUCUGAGGUUGCUCUCCUAGCCAAACUUGGGAUAAGAUACUUCUCGUACGGGCUUGUGGUUCUCUCUGUCUAUGAUAAUGGAUCUGUCUUCAGCCCAAAUGUCCUUAACUCCAUUGAGAACGACCUCAUUGGCAAGUUUACAACUGGUGUUUCUGUGGUUGCUUCGUUGUCACUGGCUCUUUCUUAUCCAACUCUUGCAGUUGUGCCUUAG
Asparagus officinalis (garden asparagus) is the source of this 321-nucleotide messenger RNA. Its product is annotated as 60S acidic ribosomal protein P0-like. Bases 1 to 321 code for a protein of 106 amino acids. Gene Ontology annotation, molecular function: structural constituent of ribosome; large ribosomal subunit rRNA binding. The transcript is spliced from 2 exons. The record is from RefSeq and is a predicted model, not a curated record. Lineage: Eukaryota; Viridiplantae; Streptophyta; Magnoliopsida; Asparagales; Asparagaceae. Gene Ontology annotation, biological process: ribosomal large subunit assembly; cytoplasmic translation. Gene Ontology annotation, cellular component: cytosolic large ribosomal subunit.